CUCAGAAACCGGCCCCGGAUCGGGAGGCGGAGCCGGGGCCGGGCGGGCGGCUGAGGCCCGAGCGGCGGGAGCGGAGCGCGAAGCCGGGCGCCGGGUCGGAAGGAACCGCCGCUGCUGCCGCCCGCCGGGCCCCGCAGCCCCAGGCGGCCCAUGGGGCGGGCGCGGGGACGCUGCGGGCGCGGGCAGCCCUGGGGGGUGGCCGCUUAGGCGCUGCGCUCUUGUCCCCUCAGGUCGCAGCCAGGGCGGCCGGGCGGCCCAGCUCCGGCCCCGGGAGCGCCCGCUGCGGUCCCCGCCUCCAUGGACGCCUUCAAGGGGGGCAUGAGCCUGGAGCGGCUGCCGGAGGGUCUGCGGCCGCCGCAGCCACCGCCGCACGACAUGGGGCCCGCCUUCCACCUGGCCCGCGCCGCCGACCCCCGCGAGCCGCUCGAGAACUCCGCCAGCGAGUCGUCGGACACGGAGCUGCCAGAGAAGGAGCGCAGCGGGGAGCCCAAGGGGCCGGAGGACGGCGGUGCCGGCGGUGCGGGCUGCGGAGGUGCGGAGGACCCCGCCAAGAAGAAAAAGCAGCGGCGGCAGCGCACACACUUCACGAGCCAGCAGCUGCAAGAGCUGGAGGCCACCUUCCAAAGGAACCGCUACCCCGACAUGAGCAUGCGGGAGGAGAUCGCCGUGUGGACCAACCUCACGGAGCCGCGCGUGAGGGUCUGGUUCAAGAACCGGCGAGCCAAGUGGCGGAAGCGUGAGCGUAACCAGCAGCUGGACCUGUGCAAGGGCGGCUACGUGCCGCAGUUCAGCGGCUUGGUGCAGCCCUACGAGGACGUGUAUGCAGCCGGCUACUCCUACAACAACUGGGCCGCCAAGAGCCUGGCGCCAGCGCCGCUCUCCACCAAGAGCUUCACCUUCUUCAACUCCAUGAGCCCGCUGUCGUCGCAGUCCAUGUUCUCGGCACCCAGCUCCAUCUCCUCCAUGACCAUGCCCUCGAGCAUGGGCCCGGCCGCCGUGCCCGGCAUGCCCAACUCGGGCCUCAACAACAUCAACAACCUCACCGGCUCCUCGCUUAACUCGGCCAUGUCCCCGGGCGCCUGCCCGUACGGCACGCCCGCCUCGCCCUACAGCGUCUACCGGGACACGUGCAACUCGAGCCUAGCUAGCCUGCGGCUCAAGUCCAAGCAGCACUCGUCGUUCGGCUACGGCGGCCUGCAGGGCCCGGCCUCGGGCCUCAACGCCUGCCAGUACAACAGCUGACCGCCCCGCCGGGCCACGCGGGCCGCAGGGCGCAGGGGCGGAGGACGCGCGCGGGGCCCAGCUCGCGGCUCCCGGCCGCGCGCCUGCACCGCCCCUUCCUCCUUCACCCCACUCUGGGUUGGUUUUGUGUUUGCUUUUCUGGACCCCACUCUGCCCUCCAAAACCAGUCAAAAAAGAAAAAAAAAAAAGACGUCGGAGCGAAAUGCCACGAAAAAAACGGAUGAGUUGCAAUUUCCCUCGGGAUGGUGCGGAUGGUGUGUGUGCGCUCCCCUGGGCCGCAGCGGCCCCUCCGCGCAGAGGGCGCGGGGCGGGAGGCCCGAGAGGACGCCCGUGAAGCCCGCGUUCCUGCCGCGCUGGGCCCGGGCUGCGCCGCCGGGCCCGUGAACUGGACGCUCCCGGGACCCGGGAUCCUGGCCCCGGCCCAGUGCGAACCAAGAUACCCUCUCCGAGCUGGGCCUGGCAGAACGAACCUUAGCUAGAUCCGGAUCCGAGUUGGAGCGGGCGUUCAGCCGGGGAUGACGGUGUCUAGCCCGGGACCGAGGACUCGCCGAGGAGCCUCGCGCGGCCCUGGCGCGCCCGGGAAAACUAUGUUAAGGCUACAUCGCCGCAGCUGGCAGUGAGAGGAUGGGGUGGGCUCGGCUUCGGGUACCCAAGCGUCGCCGCAGGCCCAGGCCCUCUGCUCCGCUCCCAGACUGGGAGGUGGCCCCUUGGUCCCGGCGCAGCGCCGCCUCACCUCCCGCCGUGCCAGAGUCGAGCCGGGAGAGCUCGGGGCGCGGCCAGGGCCUCGCGCCGCGCCCACUUUGCACACCCGCUCUCCGGCCCGCUCCCCUGUUUACAGCGUCCCUGUGUAUGUCGGACUGACUGUAUAGAAUUAUAAAUCUGUCUAUAUCGACUUGUCCAUGUACGUCUAUUAAAACCAUAGUACG
Messenger RNA from Artibeus jamaicensis (Jamaican fruit-eating bat), 2168 nucleotides. RefSeq names its product paired like homeodomain 1 (gene PITX1). Gene Ontology annotation, molecular function: DNA-binding transcription factor activity, RNA polymerase II-specific; RNA polymerase II cis-regulatory region sequence-specific DNA binding. NCBI's taxonomy places the organism in Eukaryota, Metazoa, Chordata, Mammalia, Chiroptera, Phyllostomidae. Bases 298 to 1242 code for a protein of 314 amino acids. The transcript is spliced from 3 exons. The record is from RefSeq and is a predicted model, not a curated record. Gene Ontology annotation, biological process: regulation of transcription by RNA polymerase II; anatomical structure morphogenesis. Gene Ontology annotation, cellular component: nucleus.